CUCCGCAGGACCGAGCCCCGCGGGGAGGUGGCUCUGGUGGCCCCGGUGCUGCUGCUCUGGGGGCCUGUCCCGCCUCUGGGAACAGUCUUCCUCACCGAAACAGCAACGAUUCCAGUGGCGCCAAAUCGAUGCUGAAAUCUUCCUCCCAAACAGGCGGGUCGGGCCUGGAGCCGAGGAUUUCCCGGAAUUGCCAGCCAGAGCCCCGAGGGCGGCAGCCGCAGCCUUCGCCACCAUCGCCGCCUCCUCCUCCUCCUCCCCCGGAGCUCCCGGCUCGUCUGGCACGUCGGGGCGGCACCCGCAGCCAAAACAGCAAAGCCCAGAAAUUGCCCUGGAUGGAUCGGGGGCCCGGCAGUUUGGACAGGUCCCAUUUGCCGAGCUCCUCCUGCCCGGUGUCCCCGGCUGCAGCUUCCAUCAUCCCAUUACACGGCUGCCAGCGGAAGGGAGGAACAAAUUACCCCAUAAAUCAGCUCCUGCCAGGGCAGGGACAGAGCCAUUAGGGAGAGGGAUGGCACACAGGGGGAUGCAGGCGGGAUGGGAAGGCUGGAGAGGGCUGGGCUGCACCCCGAGUGUGUGCUGGGCUGGGAUAGGCCAUGGAUUGGGCCUGGAGGUUCCUUGGAUUGUGCCUGGACAUUCCAUGGGCUGGGCCUGGAUCCGUGAGUUUGCCUGGACACUGUGUGAGCUGUGCUGGGGUUUUCCAUGGGCUGGGCCCGGACAUUCCAUGGAUUGUGCCUGGAUAUUCCUUGGAUUGUGCCUGGACACUCCACAGGCCACGCCUGGACACUCCAUGGGCCAUGCCUGGACAUUCCACGUGUUCUGCACCAUCUCCAUGGCACUGAUCCCACCAGAAGCUCCAUGGAGCAACCCCUGGGCCCUGGGGCUGGGAGGAAGGCAAUGGGGUUGGGGUUCCUCCUCCUCUCCCUCUCCCUGAACCCUCCCUGGAGCUCUCCUGGCUUCCCUGAGGAAUUCCUUGGGCUCAGGGCUGAUCCUGCUCCAAACCCUCAGCUCCUUGCGGCCGGCCCUGAUCUCAUUGUGGGAUCCUAAUUAGCCACUACAAUGCCAUAAUUACACAUCACUCAACUCCUGGGCUUUAAUAUCUGCGGGAGGGAGGCGGCACGAGAGGCAGGAGCAGAUCCUGGUGAUCAUGAGGGGGAUUGGAGAGGGAGGAAGGCCUUCCCAAGGGAGUCAUCCUCACAUGUGGGGGUUGGAGAGGGAGGAGGGCCUUCCCAAGGGAGUCAUCCUCACUGUAAGGGUUGGAGAGGGAGGAAGGCCUUCCUGAGGGUGUCAUCCUCACUGU
Messenger RNA from Melospiza melodia melodia, 1294 nucleotides. Its product is annotated as homeobox protein Hox-A3-like. The transcript has 4 exons. Lineage: Eukaryota; Metazoa; Chordata; Aves; Passeriformes; Passerellidae. The record is from RefSeq and is a predicted model, not a curated record. Bases 129 to 497 code for a protein of 122 amino acids.